AUGGCGCUCUAUUCAGGCGACGCAGGGUAUUCCAAUACAAUUGACCUUUUGGAUGAUGAUGUAAGUUCUAAUGAUGAAGAUAAAAGAAAAUCCGAGUCAGGAACCCAAACAAAAUGUUCACGUAAUAAAGGUAAAAAGGUCCAUAGCGCUGCUACGCUACGUACAUCUCUUAGCAGCGGACUGAAGCACAUUAUAAUACCAACACAAAAAAUGAAAAAGAGACGAGUAAAAUUGAUGAACUGGAAACGAUAUCACAAGUUAAGCGUUAUAUAUUCAUUCAUGGAUGAUUUAGAAAGAGACUAUCCCGCAAUAUGUACCGUUUCUGUCAUUGGAAAAUCUGUGGAAGGCAGGGAUAUCAAGAUGCUGAAAAUAUCAAACAGCGAUGCAACUAACACGUCUGUGUGGCUCGACGCGUCCAUACACUCACGGGAGUGGAUAAGCACUGCUGUAGUGACAUAUCUAGCUGAUGUUAUAGUGAGAAACUUUCACCAUCAUUCCACAUCUAUUACAAAUAAGGAUUGGUACAUUGUUCCCGUGUUGAAUCCUGACGGCUAUGAGUACACACAUACACGUGAUCGCAUGUGGAGGAAAAACAGAGCUUGCUACGAGGGCGAGUGUGUGGGCGUCGAUCUUAAUAGGAAUUUUAGUUAUGGUUGGGGCAAUAACGGAGACCAAGGGUCAUCAGGUGAUCCAAGUAACGUGUUCUACCGGGGCCCAGCGCCCUUCUCAGAGCCAGAAACGGCCGCCGUCAGAGACACAAUACUAGGCGCCUCCUCUCCGUUCAAAGUGUUCCUGUCCUUCCACAGCUACUUCGAGCUGAUAAUAUUCCCGUGGGGAUACAAGUGUGAGACGUGCCCUGACUACCUGCAUUUGUUGGAGGCCGGCACGUCGAUGGCAAGGGCAAUUUAUGAUACCUCAGGGAUGAUUUACAAGGUGGGCAGCACGAAGGAUCUCACAUAUUUUGCCUGUGGUACCAGCAUAGACUGGAGUUAUGCUAUAGCAAAGAUACCAUAUUCCUUCAUGGUAGAACUCAGAAGCAAGAAACACCGGUUCCGAUUACCUAAGGAUCAAAUAAGCGAGACCUGCUUGGAAAUUUGGAAUGCUGUGAAAAAUUUGAUGGAGUUUAUCGAACGAACGAAGACAAGAAAAGCGACAUUUAAAAAGAAACAUUGA
Messenger RNA from Zerene cesonia (dogface butterfly), 1173 nucleotides. RefSeq names its product carboxypeptidase B-like. The record is from RefSeq and is a predicted model, not a curated record. Gene Ontology annotation, molecular function: zinc ion binding; metallocarboxypeptidase activity. Lineage: Eukaryota; Metazoa; Arthropoda; Insecta; Lepidoptera; Pieridae. Bases 1 to 1173 code for a protein of 390 amino acids. The transcript has 8 exons. Gene Ontology annotation, biological process: proteolysis.